Molecule: messenger RNA, 4013 nt
Organism: Gambusia affinis (western mosquitofish)
Lineage: Eukaryota; Metazoa; Chordata; Actinopteri; Cyprinodontiformes; Poeciliidae
Gene: cracr2aa
Product: calcium release activated channel regulator 2Aa
Exons: 19
Coding region: 364-2532 (722 amino acids)
Molecular function (GO): GTP binding; GTPase activity; calcium ion binding
Source: RefSeq, a predicted model, not a curated record
CUGUCUGCAGUGAACGCCUCACAGCCUCGGUCCAGCUGUCUGCUCGGCGGUGAGACGUUUAAUUUCACUUCUUCUGAGCGCCAAACUUUGUUUUCCAGCCGGCUGGGGGAACUUUAACGUUUUUAGGUGAAGCGAAACACCUUGGCGUCUGAGAGAAGUUACAAGGAAAUGGAUUAAUUCCUACAGGACGAUGUGGAGAUGAGGCGGAGAAAGUUUCAGGUUUCAUCUACUAAUUAAAGAGGUGGUUGCUAAGAGAUGACAAUCGGUGACAUUGCUGAAAGCCUCGGUUCCACAGCAGCCUGAAGCUGCGCUUCCUGCAGCCCUCUGUCUGCAGCCGGCUCACAGAAAACACUCGCUGACACCAUGGCAGCUUUCACUUCGCCCUGUCCUGACAUCAGCGCGGCCCGGACAACGCUCCAAGCACGAGGAGGCAGCGGCCAAACGAGUGCAGAGGAGGACGACUCGAGGAGGAGCCGGAGUUCAGAUGUGGGACAGAACACUAUCCUGGAGAAAACUCACGAGUUCUUCCAGAUGUGCGACACGGAGAACAAGGGAUUCAUCACCCGCCGGGACAUGCAGAGGCUGAAUGGUGAGCUUCCUCUGAGUUCAGACGAGCUGGAGAACGUUUUCGAUUCGCUCGAUUCUGAUGGAAACGGAUUCCUCACGCUGGAAGAGUUCUCCUCUGGUUUCAGUGCGUUUUUGUUUGGCCGUAGGAUUUCUGUCGAUGACAUCAUGACUGAGAAGAACCUGAGUAAAAGCAUGCCGGAGGUUCUGUACCAGUCCUGGUGGAAGGAGGGUCCAGACGCGGCUGAGGAUGACGAGGAAAAGCACUUUGCGAUGCUCAUGGAGAGCCUGGGGGCCGGCAGCCUCCUGGAACACCCUGCAGAAGUGCGCAGCCUGUGGGUCCAGCUGCGCCGCGAUGAGCCUCAACUUCUGUCAAACUUUGAGCAUUUCCUGGCCAGAGUGACGGCGCAGAUCAGAGACGCCAACCAGGAGAAGAGAGACAUGGAAAGUGCCCUCAAAAGGAAAACAGCAACACAUGACGAUGAGAUCCAGCACCUGUAUGAAGAAAUGGAGCAGCAGAUAAAAAAUGAAAAAGACAAAAUACUUCUGCAGGACUACGAUCGAUAUCUGUCCCGAAGUAAAGCCCUGGAGCUGCAGCUGUCCAGCAAGGAGAAGGAGCUGGAGCAGCUCUUCCAGAAACAGAGACGGUUGGAGUGUCAGUGUCAGGAACUCCACAGUGAACAACAUGAGACCAAAGUGGAAAACGCGAAGCUGAAGCAGACGAACGAGGAUUUGGCCCGAGAGCUGGAGCUGGUCAGUCAGGAGCUGACGCUGGCGCAGGAGCAGCUGGGUCUGCUGCAGGAGCAAUCAGCACGACUUCACGAGGAGAAGGAGAUGGAGAUCUACAGACUUAGUGAAGGACUGCAGCGAGAGCGAGCCAGUCUUCACAAACAGCUGGACCUUUUGAGAGAAAUGAACAAAAAUUUGCGGGAUGAAAGAGACAUGUCCUUUCAGAAACCGAAAGGAACCAAGAAAAGCUUGAAGCACCAAUCUUUUAUAGACGGAGUGAAGCAAGCAAACACAGAUGUGUUUAAAAGUGAGGAUGAGGAUGAGGAGGAGCCGACCUCCCCCGCCCUGAGGCAGAACCUUAACGGCUUCUACCAGCCGUCCUGCCCAGCUGAAGCAAGGAGUCGUUUCCAGAGGAUUAUCUCCAUAGAAGAAGACCACCUCCCCUAUUUACUGAACACCAGCCUGGCUCAGAACGCACUGCAGAACUGUGCUGAACUGGAGACUCAGUUGGAUGAUGAAGACGGAGUGGAUGUGAUGAGGGAACCUCACCGCAGGUCAUCGCCGAUCCCUGAGCAGCAGUCUGAGGAACGGCAGAUCCCGUCAUCUCCAAGAGGCCAGCCGGUUGGCAAGGAAACCACCAUCAAUGAGGAAAGUGUUCUCUCGGCUCCUGAUCGCCUCUUCAAGGUCAUCCUGGUGGGAAACUCCAGCGUGGGAAAAACCUCGCUCCUCCAAAGAUUCUGUGACGACCGCUUCCACCCGGGAACCUGCGCCACUGUCGGCAUAGACUACAGUGUGAAGACAAUAACUGUGGACAACAGCCAGGUGGCGCUGCAGUUGUGGGAUACAGCAGGACAGGAAAGGUAUCGCAGCAUCACCAAGCAGUUCUUUCGCAAAGCUGAUGGUGUGAUUGUGAUGUAUGAUGUAACUGCUGAGCAGAGUUUCACUGCAGUCAGACAGUGGCUGACGAGCAUCAAGGAGGGCACCGGUGGGGAAAUACCCAUCAUGCUCUUAGGAAACAAAACGGACAAAGAGGCAGAGAGGGAAGUUCAGAAGGAAGUGGGCGAAAGGCUCGCCAAGGACUGCCAGAUGACCUUCUUUGAAUGCAGUGCGUGUUCUGGAGCCAACGUGGCCGAGUCCAUGGUGCAUCUAGCCAGAAUCCUGAAGGAACAAGAAGACCAGCAGAAGGAGAAAACGGUCCAGCUGAUCAGCAGCCCCUCGAAGAGGAGAUCCUGCUGCUAAAACAGAAAACACUCAACACAACGUAGCACUACCCUUUAACCAAGUUACUAAAUGUCCUAGUUAAAUCACAUGGGCCAGUGAGAACACAGAGUAAAUAGAGGCUGAAUAAAUUAAGUACCAUUAUGAUGUUGUGGGUUAAAUGUACAACUAGCUGGAAUAUUUAGUACAUUUGUUUUAGUUGUAUAUUCACCCUAACUUGAAUAGUCCAAUUAUCUGUUCUACAUAUUUAUUUCCCUUAUGAAGAGCAUGUUGAUAUAGAUCAACAUGAGAUGUACUAAAUGUGUCUCACUUCCUCUAUAUCAUGUUUAAAAUGAUGCAUAACAGCAAAGCACCAUAAUUUAAGUAAGUUUGCAUGAAACUUUAUACCUUUAAAACUUUGGUUGUUUGAGUUUUAGCUGAUCCAAGUUCAGUGAAGUUUCUCCAUGUCUGGUUUGUGACUUUUCUUCAUCAGUGCACAGAAAUACUUUAAUUGCACAUGUUUUUGUUCCAGGUUUAACAUAUUUAAUGUCUCCUUUACUGAUUGUUGUUGAUGGGUAGAAAUUUACUUUUGAUCAAAAAUUACAGUUUAGAAUAUUUAAUUUAUUUCGUUGUAACUUUUAAGAACAGAUUGGAUCGAUUAUAGAUGCCAAGUGUUUUAUGAAAAUGUUCUGUAAUUUGUAUGUUUAAAAUUUUGUCUAAACUUUAUUUUUGUCAUUAAUGUUUCACUACUUCAAGAGUUGUUAAUUUAAUGUAUAUAUGAAAAUGUUAAUGAAGAUGUUUGUGAAAUUAAUCGGUGGACUGCGGCUCACUAUGUCAUAAAACAAACUAGAUUUACGUUACAAAGUGAAUAAGUUUAUUCCAGCGUCGGGUCACAUGACAAAAUCCAAAACAUAAAUGGCAAAAGUUCAGUUGACAAACCAGGUUAUUGGUAUAACCCAAAAAACAGCAAAUUAGGACUCAAACUGUUUCUUUUCAUGCCAGUUUUCCCAUAUGAAUCACUUCAUAUAGUUCACCAUAAUCCUUCCCUGAUCCAUUUAGCAUGUUAACCUUUUUAAAAUAUAAACACUUUUUAAAAGCUGUAAUUUGACAGAUUAUUUAAUUUCUGUAGCAGAGCCUGGAUAAAACAGGGAGGCUUCAGUUUCCCAUCACCUGGGCAAGAAAACACCUGGAAAACGUCUUCCUGGCUUCUCAAGGUGAUGGCGUCCUGGGUGAAGAGCCACGUAACCCAUAAAAAAAACUCACUGUCUGACAUCUGGUUGACCAAGCAACAACUUUCCUCUUUCAAAUAAUUUAGAUCAACCGAUUAAUUAAAUGAAAAAGCUUGUUGAAAUCUUGGCAAUGACCUUAAGAGCUGAGGUGAAAUGCAGAUUAGGAUUUGUGAAAUACUACAAAUGGUUUAGAUUUUUUCUUUUUUCCUUUUUUUUGUUGCAUCGCGUCAAAAUAUUGGUUGUUUUAACUGAAGCUAAUUCUAAACAAGGAAAUAAAAUCAAAUCAAAGUUUAA